Pseudogymnoascus verrucosus is the source of this 2554-nucleotide messenger RNA. RefSeq names its product Glucosamine-6-phosphate isomerase 1 (gene GNPDA1). The transcript is spliced from 4 exons. Lineage: Eukaryota; Fungi; Ascomycota; Leotiomycetes; Thelebolales; Thelebolaceae. The coding region runs from base 1442 to 2548 and encodes 368 amino acids. Gene Ontology annotation, molecular function: glucosamine-6-phosphate deaminase activity; identical protein binding. Gene Ontology annotation, biological process: N-acetylneuraminate catabolic process; carbohydrate metabolic process; D-glucosamine catabolic process. Gene Ontology annotation, cellular component: cytoplasm. The record is from RefSeq and is a predicted model, not a curated record.
CAUCCACAACAUCCACCUCCACCACCACACAACAAUCCACCAACAAACAACGGCUCCAAUUGAGAUUGACGAGCCGUUGACGACCAAUUCGAUGCCAAUUCCAAGAUUGGCAGUGGCAAUCUAUAGGCUAACCACCAGACUACCACUGCAACAUCUCAAAAAAAAACAUUCGCCGCAUCCGGCCCGACGACCUGGCUCUAAUCCGACCCGCCGCGGACUGAGACUUUACCCUGCCUAAAGUCUCAAAGAAGCCAGAGGAGAGAUAGGACGUGACUGACGGCGGGUGGGUGACGCCUGAUAUGAAUGACCCUUACAUAAGUCCUGUUUAUGCUCUCCGGACGAAACACCGACGCCGCCGAAGCUAAAGUAUGGAAAUUAUAAGCCGACGAUACUACGAAGUACGUCUAUCUACCCGACACCAUAUGUCCCUACCCGACAGAUACACAAGAGGAAAGGCCGAGGGGCUCUUAAAUCAAGAACCUCUCAUACAGAUACAGAAGAGGGAAAGGCCGAGGUACUCUUGGAUCAAGAACCUCUCAUCUUUCCUUCUAAGAACAAGUCCAUCCCUCUCGGAAUAAGUCCCUCCCUUUCGCCCCUUCCUCCAUCCGGCGGUAGUCCCAUCCCAUCCCGCACACCCCGACCAAACACCCCGUCAUCCCAUACAACGUCAACUUUCAAAGGCAGGCAGGCAGGUGAUAUCCCCCCUCCCCUCCCGCCACUCCCCAUCCCUCACAAAUAUACCUCCCCCAAACCUAGGGUGGGGAAAACCCCCGGGAAUUGGAGAAACAUCUCCCCCCUACUCCCGACGCGGGGCAACAGUGACGUUCCAUACAACCACCCACCACCACCACCACCAUCGUCACCACCACAUCCCCCAUCCACCCAUCCCACACUCCCCAAAUCCCCGACCGAACCACGCCUUCGCCGACGGAAACGUCGGCGCGGCGCUUCGGUCGGUGGUAGGGUCGUACUUUUCUGUACUGUACCAUACUCUGUAGUAAGUAAGUAGUAGCCACGCCACGCCUGGUUCUACGUAGCGUAGUGUCAGUGAGGUAAGGAAGGUGGAGUGAAUGGCCACAGACCUGUCCACGAGCCGGCGGGGAGGGCGGGGACUGGAGGGUAGAUAUGCGAUGAGGGUCCCGCCGGGGUGGUCGGAUGGGUAUUUUAUUUUCUUUCAUAUACCUUAUCCUAUACUUUCAUACGUAGUUUUUUUUGUUAUAUGAAGUAAUAUCGUGAGAAGAGGCUUUUGUCUCAGUUAAUAUACCGCCUACCAACCUACCUACUACCUACAUACAUACCUGCUGAGCUGUCCAAGAUCUAUCUCGAGCUGGCUCUACGAAGAUAAACUGCUGCUGCUGCGUCGUUCAUCUAUCAUCCUCUUAUCUUCGAACCAAAUCGACCGACCUACCUAUCUACAACUUCACAAAGCACAACCGCAGCCAUGCGUCUCAUUAUCCGCGAGAAUCCGGACUCAGCGUCGGAGUAUAUCGUCAACUAUAUCAUUAACAGAAUCAAACACUUCAACCCCACCCCGCAACACCCCUUCGUCCUCGGCCUCCCCACCGGCUCCAGCCCAGUCGUUAUCUACCGCCUCCUCGUCGCCGCCUACAAAGCCGGCCGCAUCUCCUUCGAGAAUGUCGUGACCUUCAACAUGGACGAAUACAUCGGCAUCCCCGCCGCCCACCCCUCCUCCUACCACUCCUUCAUGUACACCCACCUCUUCGCCCACGUCAACAUCCCCCCCCAAAACAUCCACAUGCUCUCCGGCACCGCCCCCAACCUCGAAGCCGAAUGCCUCGCCUACGAAGCCGCCAUCCGCUCCGUCGGCGGCAUAGACCUCUUCCUCGGUGGCAUCGGUCCAGACGGACACAUCGCCUUUAACGAGCCCGGGUCGUCCCUCGCGAGUCGCACCCGCGUCAAGACGCUGGCGUAUGAUACUAUUCUCGCGAACGCGCGCUUCUUCGGAGGGGAUGUGGAGAAGGUGCCUAAGAUGGCACUGACGGUGGGCGUGCAGACGGUGCUGGAGGCGAGGGAGGUGCUGAUUGUUAUCACUGGGGCGCAUAAGGCGUUGGCGUUGCAGAGGUGUAUUGAGGGGGGUGUGAAUCAUAUGUGGACGCUUUCGAGUCUGCAGUUGCACCCGCACCCGAUGAUUGUGGUUGAUGAGGAUGCGACACUGGAGUUACAGGUUAAGACUGUGAAGUACUUCAAAUCCAUCGAAGCCGUCGCCGCCUCCCAAGGCUUCGAGCAGAUCCUCCCCUCCGCCGCGCGCACCGGCCCCCGCCCCCCUGCCAUCGACGCCCACUACGUCAACGGCGCCAACGGGAUGACCACCAACGGCACCGUCCCCACCAAGCUCGCGCCCACCAUCCUGGCUCCCCAGCCGACGACGAGCACGCUGCUCAGCGCGCCGGCGACGGAUUAUCCGGUGAGGAGCGUGACGCCGGAGUUGGUGCCGGAUAGUAUGGCGAGUAGGAUUGAGGGGGCGGCGAAGGUGGAGUUGAAGGGGGAGCUGGAGGUGGAUAGUAUGGCGUCUAGAAUUGUGGCGUAAAGGGUG